Molecule: messenger RNA, 643 nt
Organism: Dichomitus squalens LYAD-421 SS1
Lineage: Eukaryota; Fungi; Basidiomycota; Agaricomycetes; Polyporales; Polyporaceae
Exons: 1
Coding region: 394-633 (79 amino acids)
Source: RefSeq, a predicted model, not a curated record
GGGGUUACGAGAGAUAUAUUCACGGUGCAGAAUACAUGGACACGCCAAACGAUCGUGACUACGCAGCAAUCCAACUGGUUCAUCAAGGGCGAUCUGGGAGGGACUCGUCAGUUUAUCGUGCUCGGAUUUGAAACGAGGGAAGAAGAGUAACGAUAAUCAGAAUUGCAGAAGUAUGGAGUCGUCAAGUGGUCCGUGGACCAUUGGACUGUUGAGCUUGAAUGUGAUAGGUUGUUCAUCAUGAUAACGAGUGCGACGGAGGGAUACCAAGGCGAGCAGCGGAGACUACACACCUGGACGAUGGCCCAUUCCCGCGAGGGCAGUGCGCGAACGCGCUGCGGAUGCCGAAAACGCGCGCAGACGGCGUCAGCAGGUGCUAGAAGCACAUGGCGGCCGAUGGCACCCAGGCAUGGCAAGGCUGUAUGUUGGAUAGCACGAGACGGUUCCAAGGAUACCUUCGAUGGACUGUCGCCAGUGGCCGUGGACGGCGUGCGCCGACCGCCGGAUGCGAGCAAGGACGACAAUGGGAUGGCCGAAGCCGUUGUUCGUCGCGCUUUGCCAGGGUCGAGCGACGAUGCCGUGAACCGCGCAGGCGACGAAGAAGAUAGGAAAUGUAACGUCAAAAGCGUGCGCUGAGGGAAAAGCG